Messenger RNA from Brassicogethes aeneus, 641 nucleotides. The record is from the annotation of a GenBank genome assembly. Lineage: Eukaryota; Metazoa; Arthropoda; Insecta; Coleoptera; Nitidulidae.
AUAGCAGCCAGAGAUAAAAAAGGGAGCGACAGCCCUUGGUUUGUUUUAGUUUUUGUUUGUUUUAGUUUUAUGGUAACAAUUACAUAAAAUCGUAAAAUUAUGACGUCAGUCGGGAUCGAACUUAAGUAGACUGUAGACAGCGUUGUAUAAAACUAUGUACAGGGAUGACCAUAAUACCGUUCUUGUUUUGUUUUGAAAUGUCAAAUUGACAAAAUGUUCACUCAAAAACAUUAUCAAUGAACAUUAACGAAAGAUUGAACAUUGCGUACGAAAACGUGGCAUAUAAUGGCGACAAUACGUGGACAAAUGGCUCUUAUAUCUACCAAAAAGCAAACCUGGAUUUGUAUACCAGAGAACAGCAGUUGCGUUUGUUAAAAUACUCUCAACUCAGACCAAGAUCUGUGAAAGAAUCGAUUCCAACAAGUAAAUUGGCUCAAUACGAUAACUAUACUUAUAAUGAAGCCAGAGAGUUGUCUUAUAACGCAAACAUUUCAAGAUAUUUUACACCUUUGAGAAUAUCAGAAGAAUUAUGUCAAAAUGGGUACGAAGAGCCAUGGAUGUUACCUGAAAUAGAUGAUUUGUAUGUUUGGUUCUUAAAUUAUCGUAAGGAAAUAUUAAAUUACUUUAUAGGAACAAAAUGA